Messenger RNA from Dinoponera quadriceps, 2491 nucleotides. RefSeq names its product elongation of very long chain fatty acids protein 6 (gene Baldspot). Lineage: Eukaryota; Metazoa; Arthropoda; Insecta; Hymenoptera; Formicidae. The record is from RefSeq and is a predicted model, not a curated record. The transcript has 2 exons. Gene Ontology annotation, biological process: sphingolipid biosynthetic process; fatty acid elongation, polyunsaturated fatty acid; fatty acid elongation, saturated fatty acid. Bases 348 to 1274 code for a protein of 308 amino acids. Gene Ontology annotation, molecular function: fatty acid elongase activity. Gene Ontology annotation, cellular component: endoplasmic reticulum membrane.
GACACUGAAAUCAUUCAAGAUUGCCGAAUCAAACCUGUAUUAUUUUCGUGUUAAAUAAAAUUUUCAAUGUGUGUGCGAAUUUCGGCGAGGGAAUUCCUUCGUAAAACUUGGUACUUUGAAUUUACAUCUUGUGAAUCGAAUGGAUGUAGAGUUUCUGAUUUCAUUCCAAGUAGACAUUAGUAUACACACACACAGUCACGUGUGCGCGCGCACGCGCGUGUGUGUAUACGUUUCCUAAUUUCUUCAGAAGUAAUUCUCUAAUCUCUCGAGAGAUAAAAUUUCUCGAUAAACGCGAACAUUAGUCGUGGCUUUCCAGUGCGAGGCGACCAAUUCCUCGCUUAAUAUUAAUGUUUGUUGCAGGAUCGUCCGAGACAUCGACUCGAAACGCAUCGAAGAUGAAUAAGGUAGAUUAUAUGGAGGUGACCCUCCCAAAUUAUUCCUAUAUCUUCAACUUCGAGGAGACGUUCAGCCAUUAUGAGACCAAGGUGUGGAUGGUGAACAAUUGGAAGAAUUGCUUCUAUUAUUGCGGACUGUACAUGAUCCUGAUAUUCGGCGGGCAACAUUAUAUGGCCAGCAGGCCCAGAUUCGAAUUGAGGGGAAUACUCUGUCUUUGGAAUACGCUAUUGGCUGCCUUUUCUAUUAUCGGCUUCACCAGGACUGCGCCCGAGCUGAUCCACGUCCUCAGACAUCAUGGUCUACACCACAGCAUUUGUAGUACAAGCUUCAUUGAGCAGAACUGCGUGUCGGGCUUCUGGACGUGGUUGUUCGUACUGUCGAAGCUACCCGAGCUCGGCGACACGAUCUUCAUCGUGCUGCGCAAACAGCCGCUGAUCUUCCUGCAUUGGUACCACCACAUCACCGUGCUGCUGUAUUCAUGGUUUUCGUAUUCGGAAUACACCGCGUCCGCGCGAUGGUACGUCGUGAUGAACUACUGCGUCCACUCCAUCAUGUACACCUACUAUGCUCUCAAAGCGAUGCGGUACAAACCGCCCAGGGCGAUCUCCAUGGUGAUCACCACGUUGCAGCUCACCCAGAUGGUGAUCGGUUGCGCCAUCAACAUAUCCGCCUAUCAAUACCUGGAAAGCGGCCAUGUGGACUGUCACAUCACCCGCAUGAACAUCCACUUCAGUUUCGCGAUGUACUUCAGCUAUUUCGUCUUGUUCGCGCAAUUCUUCCACAAGACGUACCUAACCGACAAGAAAGCCGAGAAGAAACACUUCGCCAACGACGCACCCAGUCACAUCGACUACAACGAUAAGCUCAAAGCCAACUAAAGGCGGUAUCUGGCACACCGGGGCGCCUGGGCGCUCUUUCCUAUCUCUCUUUCCCUUCUGCCUCUUUCCCUCUACUCCCUUUCUUCUUUCCCCUUUUUCUGUUUCUUUCUCACGCCGCUGGUCGACGUAGCCAUGCAUUCAGGAUCUAUUUGUUCAAAGAGAUGCUAGGGUUUAACGGCUUCUAAGAUCUGUGCGCAUUUCUUCUGAAAAAAAGAAAAAGAAAAAAGAUCUGAACUCUUUGGAUCUUGUGAGCCGGAAUUGUUUGUUUUCGUCGGGGGGCGCCGAGAUCUUAACGAAAACGUACACGAAAAGCCUAAAGCCUUAUAGAACAAUUUGUAAAUCCUUAAGGUCUAUAGAUAAAUCUUACAACCUAAGACUUAGAUUAAUUCUAGAGUUCGUACAUCGUAGGACUCCGUAUAUAUAUCUAUGUUUAAUCUUCUAUCUCAACAGUCAUAGAAGCUACAAAUUUGCAGAUCCUCGGAGAUUUCAAGUCGAUAGAUCCUAGAAAUCGUGUUUUUCUGAAAAACAAGGAGAAACAAAUUUUUGUAAUUUAUUGAUUACUUAUCACACUUAAUUUAUUACUUUGUUAACCUUAAGCAUUUAAAUUGAUAACAGAAGCCGUAUUACCCUAGAAGUUAGAUCCUGGGUGUGGUAUCUCUCAGGAUCCUUAUGUCCUAAGAUUCUUAAGGUGGGACUCGGUGGAGCACAGAAUCUACAAAUCCUCGAGAGUCCGUAAAUCCUAAGAUACGUAUUUCAUACGUCUUACUUAUAGGAUUCGCAAAGAGACAAAUGAAUUCCUAAAUAUUCGAUUUUAUAGGACUUAGAUAUUAUUGUUCACCGGAUCUCUAGAUCCUACGGUCCGUCGAUCCUAGAGUCUAGGUUUUCCGGAUCCUUAGGUCGUAGGGUACUAGAUUCUAAUCGGGGAUCCAAUUAGUAUAUCCAAGGUGGACGUUAAUUAAGUAUCCACUCUGCGCGUGGAGGAUAUCCUAAACGGAAGGUUCUCUUGGGGGAAAGCAGUGAUUCUCCUUGUCAUUUUUUUAUAUGUGGUGACAUGUUACAAGUAAAGAGCUGCUUUCGCAUGUAAUACAUAUAAGCAUACAUGUGGAGGCGCGUGCGUGCGUUUCUCACAUAUGACCGGCUGUUGCACAAUUGUUAUUAUGAUUUUGUUACUAUAUGUAUCUUUUGCAAUUAAAAUAUUGAACAUUAUUUAAUAACUA